Messenger RNA from Gadus macrocephalus (Pacific cod), 4223 nucleotides. It is a transcript of the gene lmo7a, whose product is annotated as LIM domain 7a. Gene Ontology annotation, molecular function: protein binding. Lineage: Eukaryota; Metazoa; Chordata; Actinopteri; Gadiformes; Gadidae. The transcript has 20 exons. Gene Ontology annotation, biological process: regulation of cell adhesion; regulation of signaling. The record is from RefSeq and is a predicted model, not a curated record. The coding region runs from base 938 to 4072 and encodes 1044 amino acids.
UCUUAAGUACCGGUUUCUUCACUUUGCCCGUUGGUUCCAGUUCCGUGACUUCCAGUAGGUGGUAAAACAGCCCCCCUGCUGAGUCGUGGUCAAAGUCUGACCAGCAUCCUUCGAUUUAGCCAAUCAUUGACAGGAGCUGGAGUUUGUCCGAGCCUAAAGGCACUGGGGUUGGUGCUUGGAUAAUAACUCUUUGAGGACAUUUGAAUGACUGGAGGAUUGGCUGUGUGGGUGUGUGGUUUGAUUUGAUUACGCAACCACAUCACCAGUCAUGUAAAAAAACACAAGUACUGUGUCUAUGUGUUUCUGAGGAACUGGAAACUGUUCCCAUCUUGCCCCUGGUUGAUGUUUCAUAAACAUAGGAAGAUUUUUUUAAUUUAAUUUUGUCCGAUCUUAAUGGCUCCAAGCAAUGGAUAGCGACAAAAAAAUUAUAGGCCUCUCCUCCAACCGCAUCUCGCAUCGAUUCACUUUAAUAACUGGAAAUGUCACGUCACUCUCGCUUGUCGUAGGGAAACGGGUGAACCGUGGGUAGAUGGUGAAACCAAACGGAUGAUGACGGAAAAGGCUCAAUAAAACUCCCACACCGACACGCUCCAUCCCUGGUUGUAAACGGCCGACACAAGGGUAAUGUUUGUCCUUCCCAGAUGACUGGAGAUAGAAAUGCCAGCCUCAACCUCUGUCCCCUGCCGACAGUGGUUGCACUGUGUUACGAUAACGAUGGCACAACCGUCCCCUGACACUGCCCUCAGUCACAGCCGACUGAUUCUAACGGAACCAGCCCUUUUUGUGGUCCUGGCUUUAAGGGGUCAGGGUCAGAACGAUUUGGUUUGUCUGGAGUCGGCCUCUUGCAGGCACGGCGGGGAGGGACCUAGGUUAGGGUUAGGAGAGGGACGGUUUGCAGGAAGAACGUUGGCAGAGGACAUUCCUGGCGAUGCGAUGAAUGCAGCAGAACAAGUGGUGUGCGUCGGACAGGCCACAAGAAACCAGUAGAAGACUAAAAAAUGUGCUGAUCACCAUUUACUGGCUAGGAAGACAAGCCUUCUAUGAUUCCUUCUAUGAUGGACCUAACUUAAACCUCAAGUCUUUCGAGGGAUUACUGGGAACAGCACUGUCCAAGGCUCUAGAGGAAGGUUCUAGCCCGAGGAGAAGCAGUGUGAGAGACAGCGGUUUUGGCGACAGUUGGUACUCUGACCGAGAGGAGCUGUUCCAGCUGAGAGGAGGAGGAAGAGGAGGCGAAGGAGGAGGAGAAGGAUACAGUAAAGAGGACUCCUCAGACAGCCUAGACUCCCUGGGCUCGCGACCCCACAGCAUCUCGUCUGACGCCACCCUUAAAGGGAGUAGCGAGGGUUGGUGCAGCGACGCUGAGGCCGACCCCGUCUGCGUCACCAUGACGACCAACAAGGACAGCCUCAGCUACCGGCGCUCGCUGACGAUGCAGCCCAAGCCUGUCGCCCAGUUCAACCAGUUCCUGCCCUCUAAGGACAAGCCGUCGGGCUACGUCCCAGCGCCGCUGCGCAAGAAGAGGGCGGAGCGCAACGAGGACAACCGCCGCAGCUGGGCCAGCCCCCUGUACACCGAGGAGGACGGCACCUUCACCAGACUUCCGAGGAGUGACGACGGUAGUGACGGGAGCAAGUCGAUGAGCGACAUUGUGGACCCGGCUGUGGUGAAACAGGUCUACCGGGAAGAGCUUAAGAAGGUCCAGGAGCAGGUGAAGGACAGCGACGACAAAUGGCAGGAUGACCUGAGCAAGUGGAAGUCCCGGCGUAAGAGCGUCAACUCGGACAUCGUGAAGAAGAAGGAGGAGCGGGAGCAGAUCGAGCAGAACUACGGCGGCGACAUCGGCAGCGGGAGAACGCGCAGGUCGCUGAAGGAUAUGCAAGAGGAGAGAGCGUCUAGAGACAGCAGACGUUCCGUUGGCAGCCGCCUGAGCUCCCUCUCCUACCUGGACGAGGACGAGGACGUCUUCGCCGUGCCCAUCCCGGCGCCGCGUUCCCGCUCCCUCUACGGCCGCAGCAACACGGCCGACGACCUCUACUCCCCGCCGGAGCGCUCCCCGGCCCCCUCCCCGGCCCCCUCCCGCCCCUCCAUCCCGUCCACGGAAGACGAGGAGCCCGCCGACCGCCCCGCCUCCCCCCCGCCGCCACAGGAAGCGGCUCCGAGUCGCGCCGUGACCGGCGGUGGUACCCGCGCGUCCUCCACCGUCUCCACGGUGACCAGCAGCAGCGUAAGCAGCAAUAGCAGCAGCGCGUACGCCGUCAGGAGCGCCGACCUCCCGGCCCGGCCGAGGAGCAUCAGCCCGGCCCAAGAGCCCUCGGUCACAGUCAUGGCCGACGCCGGCAAGACCCCCUCCCCCACCCCCAGCCCCGAACCCCGAUCCCUCGUCUCGAAGGCCCCGGAGCCGUGGCGCCCCAAGGCGGGCGUGCGGACCGCGGAGAAGAAGGAGGCCCCUCAGUACAACCCGACCAUGCCCCCGGGGGUGUCCCGGGUGUCCGCCUCCCUUCCCAGGAGCACCCAGAGAGCAGACAGCACCACCAGGCUCAGCUCGGUCAUCAUGCCCAGGCCCUUCGGGACCCAGGCCAACCGCCUCUCCUCCCUCACCAGGGCCCCCGUGACGGUCGACUCCCACCGCCGCGUCAACGGCGACGCAGACGUCUCCACCAAGUCCUCGGUGCCAGGCCGCUACCAGCAGUACAUGACCUUGGAGGACGAGGCCUCGUCUCAGUCCAGCGGCGAGGACGAGGAGGAGGGGGAGGGGUCGGAUGAAGCGAAUGAAGAGGAGGGGGUCGGAAAAGGCCUCAGCUCCAACAGCAAUAGUGUGUCGCAGGAGCCUCCUCGGGUGAAGAGUGAAACCCCAGCUCUGGGCAGCGAUGCCAGCCAGGAGAACUUCUCUGACAUGAGGAUCAGUCUCAACCAGAAGCCCAACAGCAGCCGAGACUUUGGUUUCCAUGCCGACUGGAGCGCCUCAGGGACCCGCGUCAAGUCCAUCCAGCCAGGCAGCCCGGCGGAGAUGCUGCGGGCUGGGGAUGAGAUUCUGAGCGUGAGCGGCCACAGAGUGGCAGACAUGAGCUAUGCAGAGUGGGGGGCCAGCAUGAUGGACGCUCUGCAGCAGGGCAGUCUGACCAUGGAUGUACGCCGCCGGGGCGGCAACAACUGGGACACAGACCGACCGGCAGCACCCUUUCAGAACCAUAAGACCAUCAAUCUCACCAGUGCGGACCAUUCGACGCUUGUAGGUGGGGUCGGCAGCAACACAAGCCCCACCAACACCAGUUUGGAUUUCACCUCACGCAAAUCCCCCGACGGCCUGGGGCUCAACCACUCCGUCAUCAAUGUGGCAACCAACGGACUCAACGGGGGUGUCCAUCAAGAGGCGGUAACCAUGAGAAAUAAAGAGUCAGAACCCAUGUCUUUGAAAAACUUAAAACGGAGGUCAGAGUUUUUUGAACAAGGUAGCUCAGGGUGCAGCAGGGUCAGCCCUCUGGUCUACCUCUGUGGAGGAUCAGAGACGGCGAUAUCGGAUAUCCCCGUGCCCACCCUCACCCCCUCGGCCAGCCGCUGGUCCUGGGACCCCGAGGAGGAGCGCCGCAGGCAGGAGAAGUGGCAGAAGGAGCAGGAUCGCCUCCUACAGGAGAAAUACAAGCGCGACCAGGAGAAAAUGCAAGAGAUAUGGCGCAAGGACCAGGAGGAGGCUUACGACAGCAGGCAGACACAGAAGGCCCAGAGCCUGGAGGUGGACGCCGCUCGCCCCCUCCUCCACCACCCACCCCUCCCCGGCCUGGGAGGCCCAGGAGGAGGAAGAGGAGAUGAGGAGGAGGAAGGAGGCGCAGGAAGAGCAGAGGCAGGCCGAGCAGAGACGCAGGCAGGAGGAGGAGGAGGAGCUGGAGCUCAGGCGCUUCAAGGAGGAGCGGGAGAGGAGAGAGCAGCUGCAGCGGCGCCGGGAGGCCGAGGAGAAGGAGAGGAGGGAGGAGGAGGAGGAGAGGAGGGAGGAGGAGAGGAUGAAGAGGACGGAGGAGUUGAAGAAGAGGGCGGAGGAGGAGAGGAAGGCGGAGGGCCGAGGAGGAGGAGAGGGUGAGGAGGGCGGCGGAGGAGGAGAGGAAGAGGAGGAUGGAGGAGGACCUGAGGUUACAGAGGAGGAGAGACGAGGAGCGGCAAGAGGAGGAGAGGAGGCGCGCCCUCGAUAAGCAGCAGCAAUGGUCAGCAACAAUGCAAACUGUCACGUCCCU